UUAAUGUCACGAUGGCCAGGUAUCCAGUAAUAUUACUUUUGUUCAUAUCUUCAAUUUUGCUUAACAACGUGAACACACUUAUACCAGACGGUUUAUCCAAAUUAUUCGGUAACCUGGCUACGAUCAAAAAUGUAAGGAUUCCCGAGUUAUUAAAUCAAUUGUGCAACGAAUCGCAAGGUACCAACGUUACGCGACGCGAUGCCUGUUACGGUUGCUUUUAUCGUGCUAGUAGCCAAUCCACAGGAUAUCCUUUGAUAUUGGCAAUGGCUAACUGUGCGGAUAUGUAUCUGAAUAAUACAGAUUAUGGUCAUUGCCAAGUAUAUUUGAGAAAUGCUACGAAUAACAUUAGUAACAGAGUCAGUCCUGUUACGAUUUAUUGUACUUUCCUCCAAUGUAUUCGACAAGUUAACAAGGACACCCUGCGUGCUGCCAUAAGAGAAGAAGGAGUUGCGAUAAACUUGGAAACACGAAGGAUGAAUUCCGGCUUUAUAUUAAAAGUAUAUCCUCGCAUUUUGAGAGCUGUUUGCGUAUUCAGAGAGCAAAAUGCCGAUUCCAUUACCGUACGACCCGGAGCAGAGCCCAUCAAUCCAAGGUCCUUAUAGUCCUUGAAAAUCCUAACUAGAAACUUGGCCCAAAUCACAUCUUCGCCGCUUUAAUUACAUGCACCAAGAGUCCACAUACAAGUCAAUGAACGUGCCUUGUACAUAUAUACAUAUGUAUUUGUAUGUACCUACCUGUAUAACGUGUACAUAUAUAUAAAAUCCUUUUCUAUGCAAUUAGCAUGUAUUAUAAAACUACAAUCUAUGGUGUAUCAUAAAAAUUCUUUGCAUCGACGAACAACACACAUUGUUCGUUUUGUUUUUUAUCUUGUAUAUAUAUAUAUAUGUGGGACAAGCGCCUCCAUACCAAACUUAUGGGGCGUUCGUGAAAAGGAUUGGUCGGUGGGCCCUGGAUAGCUCAAUUGGUUAAAGAGCAGUCGCCCGGAAAGCAAAAAAUCCAUGGUUCGAGUCCCGGUCCAGUUAGUUCAGCUGUCCAAUUUUUUUCACGAAUCCCACACAUGGGGGCUUAGCCGGGAUGGAGGUCUGUUUCGUAGCAUGUUCCACAGUCUUACAACGCCACAAAAAGAGGAGAUGAUGUUGGGUGGCAUAUAACAUUCGGGGUCGAAUGUUGUUAAAGGGGGGGUGGAAUGUGGAACGAGCGCCUCCAUACCAAACUUAUCGGGCGUUCGUGAAAAGGAUUGGUCGGUGGGCCCUAGAUAGCUCAAUUGGUUAAAGAGCAGUCGCCCAGAAAGCGAAAGAUUCAUGGUUCGAGUCCCGGUCCAGUUAGUCCAGCUGUCCAAUUUUUUUCACGAAUCUCACACAUGGAGGCUCAGCCGGGAUGGAGGUCUGUUUCGUAGCAUGUUCCACAGUCUUACAACGCCACAAAAAGAGGAAAUGAUGUUGGGUGGCAUAACAUUUGGGGUCGAAUGUUGUUAAAGGGGGGGUGGAAUGUGGGACGAGCGCCUCUAUGCCAAACUUAUUGGGCGUUCGUGAAAAGGAUUGGUCGGUGGGCCCUAGAUAGCUCAAUUGGUUAAAGAGCAGUCGCCCGGAAAGUGAAAGAUCCGUGGUACGAGUCCAGGUCCAGUCGGUCCAGCGGUCCAAUUUUUUUCACGAAUCCCACAUAUAUAUAUAUUUGAAAGUAAGUUAUUUGAUUAUAUCCAAGGUUGCGUUUAAAAACCAUUUGCAUCCGUAAGCGUAAUAAUCCCAAGCGUGUCUAAAAAAAAAAAAAUUCGAAAUUGUUAAUUAAUUACAACCAAAUUUGAUCUCUUUUAUUGCCAUUGAUAGUAAUCAAUUAAUACUCCUAAUUAAAAUUAAAAUUUGAAAAGUAAUUUAAUUGUAUAUUAAUUUGAAAUAAAAUGAGCAUAUACGAGUCCAAUGAUCGGUUGAGUGUCUCGAAUUGAUAAAAUUAGAAUAUUUAAAACAUGAAUGCAAAUGGAUUUAAAUAACCUUUACCUUAAAACACACCCUAUAAUAUAAUG
Messenger RNA from Polistes dominula (European paper wasp), 2017 nucleotides. RefSeq lists its product as uncharacterized. The record is from RefSeq and is a predicted model, not a curated record. NCBI's taxonomy places the organism in Eukaryota, Metazoa, Arthropoda, Insecta, Hymenoptera, Vespidae.